Molecule: messenger RNA, 783 nt
Organism: Emericellopsis atlantica
Lineage: Eukaryota; Fungi; Ascomycota; Sordariomycetes; Hypocreales; Bionectriaceae
Exons: 3
Coding region: 206-670 (154 amino acids)
Cellular component (GO): membrane
Source: RefSeq, a predicted model, not a curated record
GUCCAGUCCUUGAGUGCCGCCGGCGAGAGCUACGGUGCUGCCACAGUGAGUACCAUCUGAUCGGCCCAGCCCUGACUGAGCACGAGGGCAGGGUUCUUCCACGCGCAUCAAGCUCACUCUUCUCUUGUUAUUCUCUCUCUUAUCACCACACACCAACCUCUACACUCUUCUUGAUCCUACCUUGUAUCUUCUCUUUUCGCACAAGAUGCAGUUCCCUAUCAACGCCACCAAGCAAGCCUUCCAAUACACCGCGGCCUACGUCGCCGCAAACCCAGGCACGGCUGCACUAUACACUGUCGGAGGCAUUGCCAUGGUCGCUCCGGGCGUCUUUGUGGCUCUCGUCCUAGGAGCCGUCGGCUUCACUGCUUCAGGGGUCGCAGCUGGUUCCACUGCUGCUGCCUGGCAUAGCUCCAUCGGCGCGGUAGCGGCCAAAGGUUUUUUUGCGACGCUGCAGAGUGCGGGCGCCGGUGGCUACGGUCUCGCCGCGGUGAAUGGCGUUGUCCAAGGCGCUGCUGCAGCAGUCACCGCAGGCACGUCGGCGAUGCAGUGGGCCCAAAGUGAAGAGGGAGAGAACGAGGAGGAAACGGGGGAGGAAGGCCGAGACGAAGACGGAGACGAAAUCGUACUCGAAAAAAUCGAAAACAGGAUGGAGAAUGGUACCAGCAAGUAGCUGUCAGCAUGUAUUGCUUAGCAGUGUGCGGUACUGAGGCUGGACGCUGAGCACAGUCCGACGGACAAGAGUGUCAGAUGAGAGAGAGCAGCCAUAGCCUGCAGAAGGGAAUC